ACAGCGCAGGAAACCCGAAUAAACGUCUGACAGUUGCUUGUUUCCCGUCCUCAUUAUCCUCUGUCCUUCGACGAAAUAUUUCACCCAUUCACGAAACCUCCGCGACGCGACUAUCAUAGCAACAAUAUGGGGUACGAACGCAUCCUCUCGUUUACGCUAGUGCCGACCAUUUUGCUUCUAGUCCUCUCAUUCGUCUCGACAAUCCUCACAACGACAUACUGGAUCUUCGGUGAUUGGGUUCUACCACGAUACUUCCUCGAAGGCAAAGAUGUUCCUGGAAAGCCGGAAUUAAACGAAUCUCUCAUUGAAUAUGUCACCCCUGCCACCGAUGCAACAGUCGCAACUGCUGCGAUCGGUAUCUUCGCUGGCGUUGUGUGCGUUUUGGGAUAUACCAAGCUGAGAAAAGGCAAUAUGGAUCUCGAACUCAACAAGCCGCGACGUAGAUUUUGGGUAGCCUUCGUUCAGUUCUGGGCUGGCGGCGUGGCCGUCUCUGCCCUUGCCACGAUCAUUGUACACUACACAACUAAGGGAGACGAUCAAUUCGGAUGUACUUCGUACAAAGAUGCCACAGGCGGAAAGGUCUACGAGUGCACAAGAGAAAUGGGUGCUUGCAAUGUGCUGCCGGAGUGGCGCAACCAGGCCACGGAGAAAUCAGACAUCAAAACGUGGGCUAUUCCCGUAACCUGCCAAAUGAUUACUGCGACUAAAUGGAUGCAACUCAUUAUCAUGCUCGAUGCUAUCGUUAUCAUCGCGAUGUUCAGCGUUCAAGCAAGGCUUAGAUCCAAGUCGAGAUACGGCAGGCUUGCUGGGAAAGAAAGCAUCGGGAUGGACCCCCGAUGAACUUGAGAUAAAUAAUCUUGUGCUCGGUGGCAAGGUCAUAGAGGACCAUGAAUGUUAUAAGAUACCCAAAUCCACGUGUGAAUGUGGUUCGUUAGAUUUACAGCGAAUGCGAAUCAACAAAAGUUUCCAACCCACCU
Molecule: messenger RNA, 977 nt
Organism: Aaosphaeria arxii CBS 175.79
Lineage: Eukaryota; Fungi; Ascomycota; Dothideomycetes; Pleosporales
Exons: 3
Coding region: 127-840 (237 amino acids)
Source: RefSeq, a predicted model, not a curated record